This is a messenger RNA of Eremothecium cymbalariae DBVPG#7215, 2112 nucleotides long. It is a transcript of the gene STE11, whose product is annotated as mitogen-activated protein kinase kinase kinase STE11. Gene Ontology annotation, biological process: protein phosphorylation. The transcript has a single exon. Gene Ontology annotation, molecular function: ATP binding; protein kinase activity; protein binding. Bases 1 to 2112 code for a protein of 703 amino acids. The record is from RefSeq and is a predicted model, not a curated record. NCBI's taxonomy places the organism in Eukaryota, Fungi, Ascomycota, Saccharomycetes, Saccharomycetales, Saccharomycetaceae.
AUGUUGAGUGGAGCAACGUUUUUAGAGAAGUUUUUACAAGAUUUAGACUGUGAGCAAUAUGUUGAAAGAUUUGUAGCUUAUGAACUUACGUCGGAGGAGCAGUUACAAUAUCUGGAUGUUGAGAUUAUUAGUGAGAUGGGGGUGGAAAAGAUUGGGCAUAGGAUUCGAAUAUUGAACAAGAGUCGGGAAUUGAGGGCUCAACGGACGAGGAGUUCUGGUGAUAAGAUUAAUGAAGUGAUUAGCAAGAUAAGUGGGUUAUCAGCAGGGCCGAUGACGAUCAAUGAGGAGUUGGUGACAGAUAAACACUCUGUAAUUUUUAUUUUGAAUGACGGUUCGGCUAAGAAAGUCAAUGUGAAUGGGUGUUUUAAUGCUGAUUCGAUUAAGAAGAAAUUGAUUAAACGGUUGCCGGCUGAGUUUACGGCUACAUCGCAGACGGGGGAGGAAACUUGUUCGCAGGACUACGAUGUGUUCAUUGUUGAUUAUGGGAAGAAUGUGUUACACUUGUUAUAUGAUGUGGAGCUUGUGACUAUAUGCCAUUCAAGUGAUCGAGUAGAGAAAAAUCGGUUGAUUUUUGUUUCUAAGGACCAGACACCUAGUGAUAAGGCUAUUUUAACAUCCAAGAAGCUUUAUUUGAAGACUAUGAGUGUUAUACAUCAGUUGGGGUCCAUAUCUGGUGGCAAAAAUGCGGGUGGGUUUUCCAGUAACCAUUAUGCUAAUUAUGCAAGCGGUGUACCACCAGCAGGAGCUGACAAUCUGCGAAUUACAAGUCAUAAGGGGAAAAUCCGUCAUAUUUUCAACCAGAGGCCUCCAAGUGAACUAAUAUCAACUAACCUGCCUGAGUACUUCCCACAUACUGAUUUUAAGAAGCUGCAGAAAACAUUAAGGAACUCUUUCCGCCAAUCCGUUCGUAUGAGUAUGCUUAGACCUGGGGCAGUGUUACCCGCCGGAAAUAACAUCGGCAGUAUAAUGGUUAACCAGGCACAGGCAGUGGAUAAAGCACUUUUGCAAUGCUUGGAGAAAAACAAAUCUCCUUCCAGAGCCUGUCCUCGUCCAGUUUCUGAGGAUGAUGCUUCAAGUUUGGGUUCUAGCCAUCGAAAACGUGCUAACUCUAAAACUUCUGUGAGUCAACCAGAUAACACAGAUGCAACAAGUCGUAUCGAAUUGCUCAAUACGGAUUCUGAAAGUGAAGUUGAAGAGGAGGACGAAAACACCAUUUCUCUCCCAACCAAGGUUGUUACUCCUAAAUCAUGGCUGAAAGGCGCUAGAAUUGGAUCGGGUAGUUUUGGUUCUGUCUAUUUAGGAAUGAAUGCACAAACAGGUGAGCUUAUGGCAGUUAAACAGGUUGAACUACAACCAGCGGCAGUAAUGGCUCCCUCUGAUGAUAAAAAGGGCCAAGCACCCAAUACCAAUGCAGUAGCCAAAAAUUCUCAGAUUCAUAGAAAAAUGGUGGAUGCCCUACAACAUGAAAUGAAUCUUCUAAAGGAAUUGCAUCAUGAGAAUAUAGUAACCUACUACGGGUCCUCACAGGAGGGUGGUAAUUUGAACAUUUUCUUGGAAUACGUUCCCGGAGGCUCUGUUUCAUCUAUGCUGAAUAGUUAUGGUCCAUUUGAAGAACCAUUGGUCAAAAACUUCACAAGACAAACAUUAAUUGGGUUGUCAUAUUUGCACAAGAAAAACAUCAUCCACAGGGAUAUUAAGGGAGCAAACAUUUUGAUCGAUAUCAAAGGAUGUGUGAAAAUUACUGACUUUGGUAUCUCCAAGAAGCUGUCACCUCUAAAUAAAAAGCAAAAUAAAAGGGCCUCAUUACAGGGAUCAGUCUAUUGGAUGGCUCCUGAAGUAGUAAAGCAAGUUGUGACAACAGAAAAGGCUGAUGUUUGGUCGGUGGGCUGUGUCGUUGUUGAAAUGUUCACUGGUAAGCACCCUUUCCCAGAUUUUUCUCAAAUGCAAGCAAUUUUUAAAAUUGGAACAAAUACAAUACCUGAACUUCCUUCCUGGACCAGUAAUGAAGCUAAAGCAUUUUUACUUCAAACCUUCGAGCUAGAUUAUGAAAAGCGACCAAGCAGUGUUGAAUUACUUCAACACCAGUGGCUAGAUGCUACAGUGCUAAUAUGA